AUUGCGCAGCGAUUUUGACAGCUGUAUAUCAUUGAAAUUCUACAGUAGAUGAUGUGAGAUACUCCCCAACAGUAUCGAUAAGCUAUCUCGGGACCUUACAUGCGCUUUUUUGUUGACUCUAAAAUCAGUCGAGUUGUCUUGCUAUCGAGAGUGACGGACAGUUUCUCAAAGCUCACCACAGCGAUCCACGAUGCGUCUCGCCAGCGGUCACGUCGCCGUCCAGCUCCACGACAAAGAGCUGACGAAGAUCCAGAAGGACUUCAAGGGUUUUGGCAAAGGCUUGGUUCGCCUGACGCCCGGAGGGUGGCUGUUUCCGGCGCCGUACACCAAGUUCGCAGACAAGGUCUAUAAUACGAAGUUCCGCGCGAGCGACGUCGUCAUAAUGACGUACCCGAAGUGCGGAACAACGUGGACGCAGGAGGUCGUGUGGACCAUGAGGAACAACCCGAACCUCGACCACCCGAAGGCCGGCAUUCCCGUCAAAGCUCGUUCGCCCUUCGUCGAUUCGGACAUGCUAAUGCACAUGGGCAACGACGUGUUAAAUAGAGAACUGGAGAUGGCCAAGGACCUUGUGCCACAUCCCGAUCCUGACGAAGGCCUGGCGCUGCAGUUGACCGCCAACACCCCUGACCCUCGGACUAUCAAGACGCACCUGCCCUUCUCCCU
Molecule: messenger RNA, 666 nt
Organism: Penaeus monodon (black tiger shrimp)
Lineage: Eukaryota; Metazoa; Arthropoda; Malacostraca; Decapoda; Penaeidae
Product: sulfotransferase 1C4-like
Biological process (GO): sulfation
Cellular component (GO): cytoplasm
Molecular function (GO): sulfotransferase activity
Source: RefSeq, a predicted model, not a curated record